GAGGCCCGAGGAACUACUCCGUAGAGGUGGUUACCUAACCACCGCCGUCAAUCCAAAGAUAAAAUAAAUGGCAAUAAAUAUGGAGGUGACCAAGGACAAAGCCCACUCGUGGCAGGCUAGUGUCCUCACUAAAAAGUGGAAUCGGGGCUGGGGAAAGAUGCAAGUGAACCGGAUCACUUUCGACCACGCCGUCGCCAUGCCAUGCCCAUGCCCAUGGCUGUGGGCAGUCGGUGGGCAGGAUCGGUGGAGGCCCGAUUCUCUACCAUCCAGUCAACUCGUCUGGCCGGUCCUUCGGUUGCAAGAGUUAAUACAGACCUUCUCGUCCAUACUACCUCUGGUAAGGGGUCGGGGCCCUGUCUCUAUACUAGCCAGCUCCGUAGAGAGCUUUCUCCUCUACCGCCUCGAUAGAUCCAUUAUGAAGUACUCGAAUCAUACCACUCGAAUAUCAUCGGUAAAGGACUGGGGAGGGAAAAAAGCCUGGAUCGGAUUCCUGCCUCCCACGAGGAGGAUUUCCACUUACCUGUCCAUUCUACGACCUUGUCAUUCAGCUAAUAGGCCAGAAGGAGGGACCCCCUCCUUCGACCCUCCGCCUCUCUCGCCCUGGUUGGUUAUCAGGCAAAUGGCGAUCCCCGAUUGAUGAAAUGGACGGUCAAUUCCGUGUGCUUGUUGGUUGAUUGCUCCAUGCAUCACACCGCAAUUAGUGAUAUCAGUCCGCGGCCGAACCAGAUGCAUUGGUGGCUUACGUGCAUCCUUCCUGAUGAUCCGUGGCGACCUUCGAAAGUUCCCAGAUACAUAGUUUCCUUCUAGCUUCGUGCUUUGGGAGAGCGGCUCGUCCCAUCCGUCUGCCUAGGAACACUAAUUAACCUUAGUAGUCUACCUGCGUGUCUACCAUCUACCUAAAACGGCGCAAAAGGCACG
Messenger RNA from Aspergillus steynii IBT 23096, 918 nucleotides. RefSeq lists its product as uncharacterized. The transcript has a single exon. Bases 68 to 637 code for a protein of 189 amino acids. The record is from RefSeq and is a predicted model, not a curated record. Lineage: Eukaryota; Fungi; Ascomycota; Eurotiomycetes; Eurotiales; Aspergillaceae.